AACGGUUUCGGUGGUGAGGUCGAGGAGGCUGAGCGCCGGCAGAUUUUUGAGGCCAACUAUGCGUACAUCAAAGCCCAUAACGCCGAGGCCGACAACGGUGUCCACACUUUCCGAUUGGGUGUCAACCAGUUUGCAGACAUGACUAACGAGGAGUACAGAAAGCAACUGACCCUCAGACUGAACCCAAGCCUCUUGAACGUGACAUUUGCUGAGAUCCCCGUCGGAUCCCUGGCCGACAGUGUCGACUGGAGAACCAAGAAUGUGGUCACACACGUCAAGAAUCAGGGACAGUGCGGUUCGUGUUUCGCAUUCUCGGCCACCGAUUCAAUUGAAAGUCAAUACGCUAUCGCAACCGGAAAUCUGGUAGAGUUGGCGCCCUCACAGAUCGUCGACUGCAUCCAUUCCGGCGGUGAUGUCUGCCAAACAGGUGGCGAUACCGUUGAGGCCAUACAACUGGUCAUCAAAGAGGGUGGCAUCGAAAAGGAGUCGGACUACCCAUACAACGCCCGAAUGGGCACCUGCCAGUUCACU
Messenger RNA from Oppiella nova, 531 nucleotides. The record is from the annotation of a GenBank genome assembly. NCBI's taxonomy places the organism in Eukaryota, Metazoa, Arthropoda, Arachnida, Sarcoptiformes, Oppiidae.